Mycena indigotica is the source of this 453-nucleotide messenger RNA. RefSeq lists its product as uncharacterized. The transcript has 4 exons. Lineage: Eukaryota; Fungi; Basidiomycota; Agaricomycetes; Agaricales; Mycenaceae. The record is from RefSeq and is a predicted model, not a curated record. The coding region runs from base 1 to 453 and encodes 150 amino acids.
AUGGACUGGACCGGGACCGCCGUAAACUCCAUCAGUGACAAGAUUGGGCGAUCGACGGCGAAGUUCAUUCCAAAUUGCUUUGCCUUGCACCGUCUGGCCUGCAAGCUGCCCGACGCGGCCACCGCCAAGCGAGACCUCCAGCCUGACGACGACCCCUAUCCACCUGUGUUUAGAUCCAUGGAUGUCAUUGAGGUCCAAAAAUACGAACGUUACUCGCAGGAAAAUUGUGAGGAGUUUGAUCUUCAUGAGAACCUGUGCCGAUGUGGAGCCCUUGAGGCACUCAGCACCUCCUCAAUGGCCACGAGGUCCCCAUUACAUUGGUCGAGAUAUUUGACGACUUGGGAUUGUCCUAGCAUGAGUGUUGGAAGAAAGCCAUGGAAAGAACGCCGUCCGAGUCGCGUCAAAGUUGCGUCACGGUCACGUGAGAUUGCCUGUUUCUUCCAAUCGCCCUAG